AUGGCAAGAGAUCAGUUUCGUGUGGAUUUGGAUUACGGGGAAAUGGAGCUUCGUUCUCAUCGAUUCCUCAGCGAGUUCGACUCGUCCGCCGAAUCAUUCAUCUCGCUCCGUCGUUGCCACCGUGAUCCGUACGCUUCCGGCUUCGUGGAUACGCUCUCCGACCAGUUCUCUUCGAUGUCUCUUCUCCGUCCUAAACCCAUAAGGAUUCCUCCUCCGCCCUGGAGUCUCCAGGGUUUAAGAUCAAAGAGUCUCUUUACAGCGACGAACACAAGCGAUGCCGGUUCUGAAGUUUAUCAGAGAUUUUACUAUGAAAGGUCCAAGCUUGAUCCUUUCUACGAACUUCAUCUUUCAAGGCUUCGCAACAAUGAGUCACAGGAAGAGAGAGCUAGAAUUUUACAGAGACAAGCGACACGGUUGCAGAACGGUGGUCUGGUUCAUCGAAAUGGCAACGUUUUGAGGAAAUCUGUUGGAACCGGCGUUUACCACCCUCUUCAGCGUCCAACUUGGGAAACUUUCAGCUCAGUGAAGAAGCGUAAUCAAAGUGAGAAAGAGUUAAUGUAG
Messenger RNA from Microthlaspi erraticum, 561 nucleotides. Lineage: Eukaryota; Viridiplantae; Streptophyta; Magnoliopsida; Brassicales; Brassicaceae. The record is from the annotation of a GenBank genome assembly.